Molecule: messenger RNA, 1001 nt
Organism: Lineus longissimus
Lineage: Eukaryota; Metazoa; Nemertea; Pilidiophora; Heteronemertea; Lineidae
Product: MRG/MORF4L-binding protein-like
Exons: 4
Coding region: 1-765 (254 amino acids)
Biological process (GO): regulation of transcription by RNA polymerase II
Cellular component (GO): nucleus; NuA4 histone acetyltransferase complex
Source: RefSeq, a predicted model, not a curated record
AUGGCGGAUCAAGAUCCAGUUGCAUGGAAUGUCGAUUUAGAAGUGAGCCUUUUUCAUGCGAUGAAAAAGCAUAAACCUGUCGGUGUAAAUCGACAUUUUCAGAUGGCCUUCAUCUACAGUAUUCUCAACAGUUCCAUCAAUAGAAGGAUCACCUGCAAACAGAUCUGGGAGAAACUGAGCACACUCUAUGAUCUCCAGGCAUUGAAUGAAUCUGAAAUAUCUCCAUUCCCAAACAAGCAAGUAGAUUUCAGUCUUCCAGAAACUGAGUUUUCAAUGUUGAUUACCAAGGUGGUUUCAUCCAACAAGAAUCCAGUUGCACGUCAUGAGAAUGUUAAAGACCAGCAAAAAGAUAAAGAACUAGUGAAAGAGAGAGAGGGUCACAAGGAGAAGGACCGAGACAGGGAUAGUCACAGAGAGAAAGAUUCAAUCAAAGAUAAGGACCGCCACAGGGAAAAGGAUAGAGACACUUAUAAAGACAGUCACAGGGACAAGGAGUCACACAAAGAAAAAGACAGGGAUUCACAUAAGGAGAGAGAAUCUCUGCGUGAUAAACAUGAAAGAGAGAAGGAAUCGGCAAAAAGUGAUAAGAAAAGUAGAAAGGACAGAGACAGACACAGAGAGAGGUCUAGUUCUAAGAGUAAAAGGGAGCGGGAUCGGGAUUCGUCCCCUAAAGGAUCACGCAAAAGAACCCGCAAUCUCCCUGAGCCAGUUCCAAAAUUAAAAGAGGAAGGUGCUCCAACUCCCAAAAGGGCUCGGAGAAUUUGAGUUUGUUAUGUCGAUUAUUUUUAUUGUAACCACAGACAUUGGCCAAGUUGAAAAUUCAGUAAUAACACUGUAGUGUCUGAAUCAGUGAAAUUGAGGUGCCCUAAAAUACUCGAUUUCCUCAUGAUGCUGGAUUCCAAACCUUCUUGAUUUCUGUAUGACAUUUUCAUGUUGUGUUUGGAAAUGUCACAAAUGUAUUCAUUUCCUCAAGAUGUUUCACUUUCAGUAAUGUCAAACAU